AUGGAUCAACAGAAAUUCCUUGAACAGCUUACCAUUGUCCUUGAUCCAAAGAAGGGCAAUGUCAAGACUGCCACAAGCGUCCUGCAAAAUGAAUUCUACAAGCAACCAGAAUCUCUCCUUUUCCUCAUCCAACUCAUAAUCUCCCACGACAAUGCAGACCUCAAACAACUUGCGGCCACCCAAGCCAAAUCCUUAGUCUCCAAACACUGGACGAAGAUCCCCAACGAACAACGUCAACAUGCAAGAAGCCAACUUUUUCAAGCUACCCUCUCUGAAUCUUCCUCCCUCGUCCGGCACUCGUCUUCCCGCCUGAUUAGCGCUAUUGCAAAGAUCGAUCUUGAAGAUGGCGAAUGGCCCGAAUUGCCAGGCCUGCUGCAACAGGCGGCCACAAGCUCCAAAGCCUCCGAGCGUGCGGUUGGUGUCUACGUCCUUUACAGCAUUCUUGAGACCAUGGGUGAUGGCUUCAGCUCCAAAUUUAAAGAGCUAUUUGCAUUGUUCGGCAAGACAAUCAAAGAUCCAGAGAGUUUGGAAGUCCGAGUCAAUACAAUGUUGGCCAUAUCAAAGAUGGCUCUUGUCGUCGAUGCAGAAGAGGACCAAGCCUCGACCAAGGCAUUCCAGAACCUAUUCCCAUCCAUGGUCGCCGUCUUGAAGGACACCAUUGACAAUGGUAAGGAAGAUGAGAUUAUGCUCACUUUCGAAGUCUUCAAUACGCUCCUGACCGCCGAAUACCAACUUAUGUCAAAACACUUCCAAGAGCUUGUCGGCUUCAUGAAUGAAAUUGCUACAAAUACCAACAUGGCAGAUGACACAAGAACUCAAGCCAUCAGUUUCCUGAUGCAGUGUGUUAUCUAUCGGCGGCUGCGAAUUCAAGGUGCCAAGAUGGGUGAACCAUUGACCAAGAGCAUGCUACAGAUCGUCACCGAGAUCGAUGAGGCUUCUGCCGACGAUGACGAGAUCACCCCUGCCCGAUCAGCAUUGGGGUUGAUUGAUACUAUGGCUCAAAGUCUUCCCGCCAGUCAAGUCGUUGUGCCAUUACUCGAUGCCUUGCCCCAAUAUUCCCGGAGCCCAAACCACAAGAACCGCCAGGCUGGUAUCUUAGCUCUUGGUAUGGCCGUCGAAGGCGCGCCGGACUUCCUUAGCACUCAGCUCCACUCGGUCAUGCCUAUCCUUUUUACACUCUUGGGAGAUCCAGAGGUCACGGUUCGACAGGCCGCUCUACAGACGACUGCUCGGCUUGCCGAUGACAUGCCAGAAGACGUCACCAAACAGCACGAGAAGUUGAUGCCGUUACUGGUCAAAAACCUUACGGCCGCAAUGAAUGCCUACAAGGGGGAGGAGAAGGGACCAGCUGUCGAUAUCAUGAAGUCUGGAACUAGUGCCAUCGAUGCAGUCGUCGGCGGCAUGGAUGCUGAAGAGGCCCUGCAAUACUUGGACGAAUUGGCGCCUCUCCUUCAGAAACUCUUCCGCCAUCCCGAUUUCAAGAUCAAAGCUUUGGCGGCAGGCGCACUAGGCUCAUUGGCGUCGACUGUGGAGGGCCCCUUCCUGCCUUAUCUCAGCAACUCCAUGAAUGCUAUGCAGGAAUACAUCACAAAGAAAGAGGGUGACGAAGAACUGGACCUUCGGGCUAGUUGUACGGAUGCGAUGGGAGAAAUGGCUGUCGCCGUUGGUGCUGCCGAGUUCAAGGACUAUGUGCGACCACUCAUGCAAACCAGCGAACAAGCGCUUCAUCUUGAACACUCGAGACUCAAAGAAAGUACGUACAUCCUCUGGGGAUCUCUUGCAAAGGUCUACGAAGAGGACUUUGCCCCUUUCCUGGGUGGUGUUGUGCAGGGCCUUUUCGAAUGUAUUGACCAAGAAGAAGCCGACCUGGAGGUUGCGCUGGGGGACAGUGCCAAGGAUCUUCUUGGAAAAGAGGUCACAAUCGCCGGACAGAAGGUCAAGGUUGCGGCCGCCGAUAGCGACGAGGAGGCGGAAGACGGUACCAUUGAGGAUGUCGAGAUUGACGGCGAAGAUGAUAGUGAUUGGGGUGAUCUUGCCACCGUCACGCCAAUUGCACUCGAGAAAGAGAUUGCAAUUGAAGUCAUUGGUGAUGUUGUCUCCCACACCAAGACCGCUUUUCUUCCCUACUUCGAAAAGACGGUCGAGAAGCUGCUUCCUCUGGCCGAACACACUUAUGAGAAUGUUCGAAAAGCGACGAUCAGCACUUUGCAUCGAGCAUAUGCUGCACUCUACGACAUAGCUGAAGAAUCUGGUCGGCUGCAGAAAUGGAAGCCGGGCCUUCCACUCCAGAUCGAACUCUCACCAGAGUUGAAGAAAUUUGGAGAAGUUCUGAUGACUGCGACAUUGAAUGUCUGGCCUGAAGAAGAAGACACUGCGACUGUCUCAGAGAUAUCGAGAGCUCUAUCAGAAAAUCUCAAAAUGACCGGACCUGGCCUCCUCUCCUACCCUGAUGUCCUGACAAAGAUCGUUCAGACCGUCACCGAUCUCAUAACGAAGAAACAUGCAUGUCAAAUUGACAUGGGAGAAGAAGCAUUGGAUGAGGAAGAUAUGGAAUCUACAGAACUUGAAUGGCUCGUUGUCGAUAGUGCCAUGGAUGUCAUCUCUGGCCUCGCUGCGGCUCUCGGUCCCAGCUUCGGCGAAUUGUGGAAAAUCUUCGAGAAACAAGUCCUUCGCUACGCAAGUGGUGGAGAAUCUCUCGGCCGGGCUUCUGCCUGCGGAGUUCUUGCUGAGAUCAUCACGGGCAUGGAAGGCGCAGUCACUCCGUACACGUCACAGAUGAUGACUGUGCUCCUCAAGCGUCUUGGUGAUGAGGAUCCACAAACCAAGUCAAACGCCGCCUACGCAAUUGGUCGUCUCGUCGAGAAAUCAAACGAUGAUGCCACUGUCUUGAAGGCGUACCCCCAGAUUCUGCAGAAACUAGAAUCGGUUCUUCAUAUCACUGAAGCACGUUGCACGGACAAUGCCGCAGGUUGUGUGUCCCGCUUGAUCCUCAAGCACAAGGAUAAAGUCCCAGUGUCUCAGGUCCUUCCUGCUCUUGUCGACAGCGGAAUCCUCCCUCUAAAAGACGACUACCAAGAGAACGAACCAGUGUGGAAGAUGAUCGUGCAGCUCUACCGUGACCAAGAACCUACAGUGCAACAACUCACCCCGAAACUCGCAUCCAUCAUGAUGAACGUCCUCGGCGAGCCCCAAGAUCAGCUGACCGACGAAGUCAGAGAACAAGUUCAGGCUCUUGUGGAGCACUUGAAGAAUAUGCAUUAG
Rhinocladiella mackenziei CBS 650.93 is the source of this 3261-nucleotide messenger RNA. RefSeq lists its product as uncharacterized. Bases 1 to 3261 code for a protein of 1086 amino acids. The record is from RefSeq and is a predicted model, not a curated record. Gene Ontology annotation, molecular function: nuclear import signal receptor activity; small GTPase binding. Gene Ontology annotation, cellular component: cytoplasm; nucleus. The transcript is spliced from 2 exons. Lineage: Eukaryota; Fungi; Ascomycota; Eurotiomycetes; Chaetothyriales; Herpotrichiellaceae. Gene Ontology annotation, biological process: protein import into nucleus.